This is a messenger RNA of Anoplophora glabripennis (Asian longhorned beetle), 1233 nucleotides long. RefSeq names its product RING finger protein 113A (gene mdlc). Gene Ontology annotation, molecular function: metal ion binding. The coding region runs from base 95 to 1057 and encodes 320 amino acids. NCBI's taxonomy places the organism in Eukaryota, Metazoa, Arthropoda, Insecta, Coleoptera, Cerambycidae. Gene Ontology annotation, cellular component: U2-type spliceosomal complex. The transcript has 5 exons. Gene Ontology annotation, biological process: snoRNA splicing. The record is from RefSeq and is a predicted model, not a curated record.
UACUAAUCGUUAUGAAUGUUUACUUAUAAUUAGUUAAAAAUUAGUUUAUUUUACGUUUUACGUUUAUCUCAAAAGAAAAACGUAUUAUUAAAUAAUGUCUGAGAGUAUACAAGGAAGUAGCUGUUCGUUUAUUUUUAAAAAACGUAAUAUAAAGAAUAAAUCUGCUAGAAAACGAGAACAUUCUAAUUCUGAAGCAACUAGUGAAGAAGAACAAACAGUAAUCAAACAAAAUAAACGUAGAAGUAAAUCGAACCCAAACAUUCAGAGUAGUAGUAAAGGGCACGGGAAAGAUGCAUCUGUAGUUCAGAAUGGGUCUUCAUCUAGUGACGAAGAUUUUGGAGUAAAUUAUAAGUCCAAUAAAUCGGCUAUGCCUGCAGGCCCUACGGAUCAAGGGGCCACUGCUACUGUUGAAAUUGACACUGAAAUAGAUCGGGAUGCACAAGCUCUUUUUGAAAAGAGGUUAGAAGUUAACAAGGAACUUGAAGGAAAAGAAGACGACAAAGUCUACAGAGGCCUUAAUAACUAUGCUCAAUACUAUAAACCUAAAGAUACAGCGGCAGGGAAUGCUAGUUCAGGAUUGGUAAGAAAGGGACCAAUUCGUGCACCUGCUAACUUAAGAGCCACUGUUAGAUGGGAUUAUCAACCAGAUAUAUGCAAGGAUUACAAAGAGACGGGUUUCUGUGGAUUCGGCGAUAGCUGUAAAUUUUUACAUGACAGGAGCGAUUACAAACAUGGUUGGCAGUUGGAAAGAGAGUGGAACGAAGGAAAAUAUGGUGAGGAGAGUGACGAUGAGUCAAAAUAUGAGAUACAUUCAGACGAAGAAGAAUUGCCUUUUAAAUGCGUAAUAUGCAGGAAUAGUUUUGUCGAUCCUGUUGUAUCUAAGUGUAAACACUAUUUUUGUGAAAAGUGUGCAUUAGAAAGAUAUAAGAAGACUACAAGAUGUUUCGUUUGUAAUAAACCAAUUACUGUUUUUAAUCCAGCAAAUAAUUUGAUAGCCAAGCUGAAAAAUGUGGAUGAAGGCGCCCAAAAAGCAGAAUCUGAUGAUUCUUCGGAUUGAUGCAUUGUAUGUACAGUGGCAAUCUCGAAAACCAGGAGUUAUCAGGGAAUAUCAUAGUUCUACAAUAUCGGAGAUAUUCUGCAAUCUUCACAUAAUUUUUUUUAGUUGUCACGUUGUGGAAAAGUAAAUUUAUAUCGAAAUAAAUGUAAAAAAAAUUGAAGAGUAAUUUUUCCAAU